Messenger RNA from Hordeum vulgare subsp. vulgare (domesticated barley), 850 nucleotides. RefSeq lists its product as uncharacterized. The transcript has a single exon. The record is from RefSeq and is a predicted model, not a curated record. Lineage: Eukaryota; Viridiplantae; Streptophyta; Magnoliopsida; Poales; Poaceae. The coding region runs from base 213 to 656 and encodes 147 amino acids.
UUGAAUCCCGGACCGAUUCCGGUGUGCUGCCGCCCGGGCCCACGGGACAGCCACCCACUGCGCCCACUGGUUCCUACCCACUGCUGCCGUCGUCUCUAUAAAUUCCGGCCAACCGGCAAACCCUCAGGUUUACUCCCGACUCUCCCAACUGACACCAUCCCCUCAACGCACCCGAUUCCAAGCUUCCAACUGCUCGCGCUCCUGGACCUCUCAUGGCGACGGCGACUGCGAGUCGGCCCAGCGGCCCGGUGCUGUCGAUCCCCAGCUACCGCUCAGCCUCGCCCACCCGCGUCAACCUCCCCGCCCGCUCGCCGGGCAAGUCCGUCAGCGUCUCCUCCCCGUCCUCCAGCGCCAGGAGCCGGCGGUCCUGCAUGUGCUCCUCAACGAACCACCCGGGCUCGUUCCGGUGCAGCCUCCACAAGCAGGCGGCGGCAGCGGCCCCAGCCGGCAGCGGCAAGCCCGCCUCCCUGCCGUCCGUCCGCAGCGCCUGCAGCCUGGGCUCGAAGCGCAUGGACAGCGGGCAGUGCGCCCGCAGAGCCCUCGCGCCGUCCCCCGCCGCGCAGCACCCGAGGCGCGCGGGCGGGUUCCGCCCCAGGCCUAGCCGGCUCUCCGCCGUGUCCGUGGCCGGCGAGCGUCCCGGCGACAACUGCCAGUAAACAAAUCAACGCCGACAUGCCAUAGCAAGAUAUAGUUAGGAACUUUUGACCCAGUUUAGCUGUAACAUGGAGUGAGCUUCUUCCUCCUCUGCCGUGUACACAGAGUGAGCUCGUCCUCUGCUCCACGCGGUGUAAAACAAACGCCAUUGUUUCUGGAUAUGGAUGUGCAGUACAUGACUGACAAAUUGGAGACG